CGUCAUUCUGUAGUCUGUAGUCUUCUGCUACUAAAAGCGACCGAAGACCGAAGAGAACCGUCAUCUCUUCAUUGUUGCGGAUUUCCUUUCUGUCGGAACAAAUUAGUCAAAAUGGAAGAGCAACAGAUUGCAGCAGCUGCGAAUGCGGAUAAUGCUGUGAAUAACCCUGGAGCCGGUCCUCCGCCACCACACAGGGGAGAAUCUUUCUUUGCUAUAGCAAAAUCACUCAUGGUUCGAGCUCUGAUCAUCUACUUCAUCACAUCAAUGUUCAGAAGACCCUCUGUUCCUGUGGAGAAGGCAGGCGGAAUACCCCAAUCAGUUAAAACAGCCUCAACCCAGAUCUAUGCCAAUGGCACAACUUUUGAUCUUUGUGUUUAUAUAUCAGAAGACUCCAACCUACCAGACUUUAAUGAUCCCAGUCAGCAUGUGUGGACACUGCCAAACUUGAUGUAUGGGGACUGGUAUAGUGGACCAGAGAAUAAUGGAAUAUUUACCCAGGAACUUGAGAUCCCUGUUCCUGAAGUGGUUCAAAAUAACGGGUCUUUUUACCUACACACCUUCCUCGUCCGUUCGGGUGAUUCCCCCGAUCCUAGCGGUGUUAAUGGACCUUAUAGACCUGAUUAUACAGUGCACAGAACAAGGAAAAUGAACCGACUUAAAAAAAGGAAAUAUGGUAAAACCCAUAAUUUGUUGACUGGGACCACUGUAGCAACUGAAGAAGAAAUUAUGAAAGCCGAAACUGUCAAGGAAGAAAUUUUAUCACAUUGGCAUCCAAAUUUAACUAUUAACAUUAUAUUUGACUAUACUGCUUGGACCAAAGGAGCCAUUCCUUCUCCAAUUGAUCAAUUUAUUGAGUUUUCAAACAGUGGGGAAUAUUAUAAGCCUAUAGUUUACUUCAAUGAUUAUUGGAACCUAGUCAAAGACUACCAGCCAUUCAAUACCACUGUCAAGACAAUUCCUUUGCGUUUAACGUGGCAGCCGCUUUCGAUGAUUAAGUGGCAGGUUUACGCUGCACAGUCGAUGAAGAAUCAAUGGGCACAAGGUGGACCAUUAGGAUCUCUGUUGUAUGGCGAAGUAAAUGAUGAAGUCAUGGAUGAAGAACAAGAUUCAUUGAAAGAAGCCAUGCUCGACACCAAUCCAUACCUGUUGGGCAUGACAUUUAUUGUGUCUGUGGUGCACAGUAUUUUCGAGUUUCUCGCUUUCAAAAACGACAUUCAGUUUUGGCGCCAGAGAGAAUCACUGGAGGGUCUUUCAGUUCGUUCCGUCUUCUUCAACGUAUUUCAAUCCUUAAUUGUUUUGCUGUAUGUGCUAGACAAUGAAACCAAUAUGAUGAUUCGUAUUAGUUGUUUCAUCGGUCUUGGGAUAGAAGUUUGGAAAAUUCACAAGGUGGUCGACGUAAAGAUCGAUCGAGAGAACCCCGUCUGGGGAUUCUUCCCUGUUCGCUUUGCUGAUAAAAGUUCGUACGUUCACUCUCACACAAAGGAAUAUGAUGCACUUGCAUUCAAAUAUCUGUCAUGGGCUCUUUAUCCACUUCUCAUUGGGUAUGCUAUAUAUUCGCUUGUGUACGAGGAACACAAAGGUUGGUACUCGUGGGUACUCUCCAUGCUUUACGGCUUCCUCUUGACGUUUGGAUUCAUUAUGAUGACACCUCAGCUCUUCAUUAACUAUAAACUCAAGUCUGUAGCUCAUUUACCGUGGCGCAUGAUGACUUACAAGGCUCUCAACACUUUCAUUGAUGAUAUUUUCGCUUUCGUAAUCAAGAUGCCCACACUUUACAGAAUUGGAUGCCUGCGUGAUGAUAUAAUUUUCUUUAUUUUCUUGUACCAACGUUGGAUUUACCGAGUCGAUCCUUCGAGAGUGAACGAGUAUGGUGUUUCUCAAGAGAUGCUCGAAGUUCACCAACAACAAAACGGAUCUGUCAACGCCAUAGAGCCGGCUCUGGCCGCAGAAGAAGAAAUAGCUGCGGCUGAGCCGAAAGCACCAGAAGAGAAGAAAAAUGAAUAAUAUUUCUUAAAAAGGUGAAUUAAUUAGUCCAGAAGCGCAGAUUUUAAUGUGUUGAAUGUUUGUGUAAGUGUGUGUAAUGUGAACAAAAAAUACAUUGUUGAACUGCAUGCAGUUCUAUGAUGCACAA
This is a messenger RNA of Daphnia pulicaria, 2131 nucleotides long. RefSeq names its product cleft lip and palate transmembrane protein 1 homolog. Gene Ontology annotation, cellular component: endomembrane system; membrane. The transcript is spliced from 10 exons. The coding region runs from base 112 to 2004 and encodes 630 amino acids. The record is from RefSeq and is a predicted model, not a curated record. Lineage: Eukaryota; Metazoa; Arthropoda; Branchiopoda; Diplostraca; Daphniidae.